AUGUCCCUCUGGCUCUCGGCGUCGCCGUCCGCCCUUGACCUCGCCCGCUUCACCCGCAUCACGAUCCCCCCGCCGCCGAUCCCCACCAGCGAGGUCGAGCAGGAGAACGAGCUCCUCCAGCGCGAGCUCCUCGCCGACGCCUCUGUGGCCGGCGGCUACAGGCCCGUCCUCAUCGACUACUUUGGGGGCGGACGCGUCCCGCACGAGCGUAUCUCUGCCCCUGGGGAAACGCAGGACUUCAGCACCCCCAUCUGCCCCUCUCCCUCGCAGCCUUGGUCUGCGCUGUAG
Molecule: messenger RNA, 288 nt
Organism: Epithele typhae
Lineage: Eukaryota; Fungi; Basidiomycota; Agaricomycetes; Polyporales; Epitheliaceae
Exons: 2
Coding region: 1-288 (95 amino acids)
Source: RefSeq, a predicted model, not a curated record